AGCAGCUGUCCAAUCGCGGUCCGGCCUGCUGGUGCGCGUGUGUUGCUCGCGCGUGGGGGUUGAAGCGAAGACGCGUGAGCGAGGCGACUAGCGAGGACUCGGCUCAUCUAGAGAGGAAGGAGCUGAUACGUGGUCAUGGAUGCCAGUAAAGGUAAAGGUGAUCAAGGGAUGCAAAAUCCAGGUGGGCAGAUGGACAAACCUGUCAGCUUUCACUUCUUGGAAAGCAUGCUUCCCAAAGCAGUGAAAAGGCGAGUGCAUGCCUUGAAAAGGCUACAGGUGCAAUGUGCUAACAUAGAGGCUAAAUUCUACGAGGAGGUCCAUGAGCUAGAGAGGAAGUAUGCUGCUCUCUAUCAGCCACUGUUUGACAAGAGACGAGAGAUUGUCACAGGAACAGUGGAGCCCACAGACGAGGAGUGUGAGUGGCAAAGCGACAAGGAAGAAGAGGAGGAGCUGGCUGCGGAGGUAAAGGAAAAAGCUGCUAUUGAGGAUGCAAAGAAAGAGGAAGCCACGCCAGAGGAAGACCCUAAGGGCAUCCCUGAAUUCUGGCUUACUAUAUUCAAGAGUGUGGACAUGCUCAGUGACAUGCUACAGGAACACGAUGAACCCAUCCUAAAACACCUGAAAGAUAUUCAAGUCAAGUUUUCUGAGCCAGGACAGCCAAUGAGUUUCACAUUAGAGUUCCACUUUGAGCCCAAUGGUUACUUCAACAAUGCAGUUCUCACUAAAGUCUACAAGAUGAAGUCAGAGCCUGAUGCCUCAGAUCCUUUCUCAUUUGAGGGACCGGAGAUCAUUGACUGUGAAGGCUGUCAGAUAGAUUGGCACAAGGGAAAGGAUGUGACAGUGAAAACUAUUAAGAAGAAGCAGAAGCAUAAAGGCCGUGGCACCGUCCGCACUGUUACCAAACAGGUUCCCAAUGACUCUUUCUUCAACUUCUUUAAUCCUGUCAAAGCUUCACCAGAUGGAGAAAUGGACGAAGACUCUGAGUUCACCUUAGCCACAGACUUCGAGAUCGGUCAUUUCUUCCGUGAAAGAAUAGUUCCCAGAGCAGUGCUGUAUUUCACUGGAGAGGCCCUGGAAGAUGACGAGAGUUUUGAAGAGGAGGAGCUGGAAGAAGGAGAUGAAGAGGAACAAGAUGAGGAGGGUGAUGAAGAUGAUGACGAGGGAGACUUUGAUCCCAAGGGCAAAGACUCUAAGUGCGCUCGAGCCACAGCCUCUAAGAUUGGCCGCUUUGUCCAUAAAAAAGUAGUUCCCAAAGCAGCAGAAUAUUUAGAAAAGGCCCUGGAAGAUGACGAGAAUGAACAAGAUGAGGAGGGUGAUGAAGAUGAUGAUGGAGACUUUGACCCCAAGGACAAAGACUCCAAACACACUCGAGCCACAGCCUCGAAGAUCGGUCACUUCAUCUGUAAAAAAGUAGUUCCCAAAGCAGCGCAGUAUUUCAGAAAGGCCCUGGAAGAUGAAGAGAGUUCUGAAGAGGAGGAGCUGGAAGAAGGAGAUGAAGAGGCAUAAUCAAACAUUCUCACCCCAUGCAUUUCUAGAAAGAACAGCCCCAGCCUGCCGAAUGCAAACAGCAGUAACCGUGAUGAUCAAGAGAGGUGGAAACCUGCUGUCCAUCAAAUCAGUCAAAUCAAAUCAAACCACACUGUGCAACGAAAUUCAGUUUGAUACUCUCAUAUUAGAACAACAGAUAAAAAUGAAAAGCAAACAAGCCAUAAAAGCAACAAAACGUAGUUUAAGCAACAUAGUUUAAGAAAAAUAUUCAGCAUUCGGUUAUAGCAGUCAUAACAGUAAAGCUCAACAGUGAAGUGCAAGAUUUUAAAGUGCAAACAGUUCAGUUCAGUUGUUGGGGGAAGAAGAUGUUCCUCAUUCUUUUAGUCUGAGUCCUUCUGAAUAAAGGCAGAGGGACUAGCUGUAACCUGGGUAGGAGGGAUGGGUGGCAAUAGUGCUGAACCUGGACCUGAAAGAGACCAGCAUAUGCAGAGCACAAGACAGGAAGAAGACUUCCCAGAAUCCUCUGGGCUGUUUUUACCAAGUCCUUCCUGUCUUGUGCUGUGCCACGCAGUCACACAAAGAGGAGAAUCCAGCCUGUAUGAGCUUCCUCAGGUAGAAGAGUCUCUGCUGAGCCUUCUUCACCAGGUGGGAAGUGUUCAAGGCCCAGCUGAGCUCAGCUGUGAUGUGGACUCCUAGGAAUUUGCUGUUGUCCAUUCGCUCCACUUGCUCCCCAUGAAUGAACAGUGGGGUGUGUGCUGUCUGUCCACCCUGUAGUCCACCAUGAUCUCCUUAGCCAGAUUGUUGACCAGGUGAUGGAUCUCCUCUCUGUAGCGAUCAUUAUAUGGAAAAUAAUAGGAAAUGAACAGAUCCCAACUUUGGUUUUCAUGAAAAUAAGUCAGUUACUCAGGGUUUUUUAAUGCCAGCAAAGAGAAAUAUGAGUUUAGGAGAAAACGGCUGAACAGGUUUGAGGUUAAAUCUUUCACUGGUUUUGUGUUUUUCUUUUGUUGUGGUGUUUUUAAUAGACAUCCAAUGUGUCAUUUUGAAUUUUUAAAAUGUUCAUUAUCAUGUCAUUGGAUUUAUGAAUUUAUUCUGGCGUCGUGCAGCUGUAUGAAGUCGUGCAUUUAGAGGAACACUGUAUUAUUCUUAUUAUAACAAUGAAUUGUAAGCACUUAGAGAUGCUAUACACAUGAACAUCAUCUCCAGUGCAACAACUGGAGAGUUAACACAUCAGUCAGUCCAUCCUACUAUUGUUAAAGUUAACUGGGUGAAAGCUCAAUGUGAAAUAUCUUGGAUGUGCAUUUUGCAUACACAGCGUAUCCUAAAACAUUCUGACUGCUGCUCAAAACAGUCAUAAAUAAUACUUCAUUUCCACAUUUAAUGCAAGUAUAUAGCUAUUGUAUAUGUUAAGCUUUUUUGGGGUAAUAUAUGUUUGCAUUCGCCAGUUAUGCUGCAGUAUGUAAGAUUUAUGUUAAUGUUUUUUUUUCUUAAACACUGUUUCUACUUUUGCUUCA
Messenger RNA from Amphiprion ocellaris (clown anemonefish), 2999 nucleotides. It is a transcript of the gene nap1l4a, whose product is annotated as nucleosome assembly protein 1-like 4a. Gene Ontology annotation, biological process: nucleosome assembly. NCBI's taxonomy places the organism in Eukaryota, Metazoa, Chordata, Actinopteri, Pomacentridae. Gene Ontology annotation, cellular component: chromatin; nucleus. The transcript has 19 exons. The record is from RefSeq and is a predicted model, not a curated record. Gene Ontology annotation, molecular function: chromatin binding; histone binding. Bases 136 to 1506 code for a protein of 456 amino acids.